GGUGACGCUCUUCUCUGUAUACGUACUGUCAUUAUUUUGAUUCGAGAGUUUACUUCUCUCUCUGUCUCUCUUUCUCUUUCUCUCUUUCUCUCUUUCUCUUUUGCUCUCUCUCUCUCUCUCUCUCUCUCUCCCUCUCUCUCUCUCUCUCUCUUUCUCUUUAGUACGUAGCCGAUAUAUCAUCGAAUUUACGCGUCGCGUAAUAGUUUAUAACUUCUCCAUAUAAAAAUGAGUUUCACACCGAGAACUUUCAAAGAGAAGCGAUCCUUCGCGCAAAGAGUGGCAGACGUAGAGGCUAUAAGAGAGAGACAUCCAAAUAAAAUUCCUGUAAUAGUCGAACGAUUUCCAGGAGAAAGACAAUUACCAAUAUUGGAUAAGACUAAAUAUUUGGUACCAGAUUUCUUAACGGUUGCCGAAUUCAUAAGAAUCAUCAGACGUAGACUACAGUUAAAUCCUACGCAAGCAUUCUUCUUGUUGGCUAAUAGAAGAAGUUUGGUAAGUGCUAGCAUGACUAUGUUACAACUUUACCAAAAAGAAAAGGACGAGGAUGGGUUCCUUUACAUUGUGUUUGCCAGCCAAGAAGUAUUUGGUCAUUAGUCAAUAAACAUCUAAUUGCGAGUUAAUACGAUAAUGUAA
Messenger RNA from Vespula vulgaris, 633 nucleotides. RefSeq names its product microtubule-associated proteins 1A/1B light chain 3A-like. Gene Ontology annotation, biological process: cellular response to nitrogen starvation; autophagosome assembly; autophagy of mitochondrion. Lineage: Eukaryota; Metazoa; Arthropoda; Insecta; Hymenoptera; Vespidae. The coding region runs from base 226 to 594 and encodes 122 amino acids. The transcript has 3 exons. Gene Ontology annotation, cellular component: cytosol; autophagosome; autophagosome membrane. Gene Ontology annotation, molecular function: ubiquitin protein ligase binding. The record is from RefSeq and is a predicted model, not a curated record.